Molecule: messenger RNA, 735 nt
Organism: Gossypium raimondii (Peruvian cotton)
Lineage: Eukaryota; Viridiplantae; Streptophyta; Magnoliopsida; Malvales; Malvaceae
Product: thaumatin-like protein 1b
Exons: 2
Coding region: 1-735 (244 amino acids)
Biological process (GO): defense response
Cellular component (GO): extracellular region
Source: RefSeq, a predicted model, not a curated record
AUGAUGAAGGCUCAGCUUAUCUUUGCCGUUUCUCUAGCGGCCAUCUUCUUCUCUGGGACUAAAGCAGCAACCUUCACGUUGAGCAACAACUGUCCUUCCACAGUUUGGCCCGGAAUUCUAACAAGUUCAGGUCCUCCAUUAUCCACCACCGGCUUUGAGUUACCCUCAAAACCUUCAUCAGUGCUAUCCGUUCCAGCCACAUGGUCUGGCCGCAUCUGGGCUCGAACUCAAUGCACAAACGUCAACGGCAAGUUCCAAUGUCAAACAGGCGACUGCGCCUCUGGUCAGGUUCCAUGCAACGGCGCAGGUGGGAUCCCACCUGUAACCCUAUCAGAAUUCACCCUCGCACCCAACAAUGGAAAAGAUUUUUUCGACAUUAGCCUUGUCGAUGGCUUUAACUUGCCUGUUUCGAUCGCCCCACAAUCAGCCGAUGGUUCAGGUAACUGCAUCCCAGUCAGCUGCACCGACAAUGUGAAUGCAGUUUGCCCUAAUGAACUACAGGUUAAAGGCUCCGAUGGUGGCGUCAUCGCCUGCAAUAGCGCAUGUUUGGCCUUCAAUCAAUCUCAGUAUUGCUGCACUGGCUCUUUUGGCACCCCGCAAACAUGCCCGCCGACUAAUUACUCCAAUUUUCUUAAGAGCCAAUGCCCUCAGGCUUACAGCUAUGCUUAUGAUGAUAAGUCUGCUUUGGUCUCAUGCACUGGUGGAGCUAAUUACCUUAUCACCUUUUGUCCUUGA